UUCCACGUGCUCCCUGGCCACUCCCCUCCUCUCUCUCUCUCUCUCUCUCUCUCUCUCUCUCUCUCUCUACCCCCAUUCCCCACUUUUACUUCAAUGCCAUAAUAUUAAUAUUAAUAUUCCACCUUUUUCAUUUCAUUCAAGAACUCCUUUGACCAUUCUUUCUCUCUCUACUCUCUCUCUUCUUUCUCUCUCCUAAAGGAAGCCAUUUUCUUGCACGGAAGCAAGCACCUGUAUUAGUGGUAGAAGAACAAAACCCACAAAAGCCCAGAUAACGAAAUUGAAUUUAUUUAUUUUCUCAUCUGGGUUUCUUUCAAAAACUUCAAAAAAAAAAAUGGUGAUGGAGGUGGUGCAUGAAGACAUGGGAGAAGACAGCAUGCAAUGCACAAACCACCCAUACAAGAACAGCACGCCAGGUGGCAUCUGCGCUUUCUGCCUCCAAGAAAAGCUCGGCAAGCUCGUCUCUUCUUCAUACCCAGUACCCGUUUUCCCUUCCUCCUCCUCCUCUUCUUCCCCUUCUUUCAGAUCCACCUACGCCGCCGCCGCCGCCGCCACUUCCUCCGCCGUACUCGGCGGCGGAUCCACCGCCCUCCAGAACGGAGUCAGUGACAGCUAUUCUUCUCACACGCGGAGAUCGAAACUGCCGUUUGUGCUCACCCACAGAAAGAAGAAGAAGAAGGAAAGCUCGAGUUCAACUUCAGAUUCAACCGCCAUUGUUUUCAAGAGAAGCAAAUCCACCGCAACUCCGAGAAGAGGCGGCGGUAAUAACAACAACAUACAUCUACUGGAUGAAGAAGAUUACAACAGCCCUAGUAGAAGGGGCUUUUGGUCAUUUCUCCACCUCCCCAACAGACCCAAGAAACUACACCACCACCACCACCACCUCAAAGAUUCAAACUUUACACCUACCACACCCGCCACUGUGUGUAACAAUGAAAAUGGGAGCCCAGAUGAUAAAUUUUCAGACAGAAAAGUUUCGAGAUCCAGAUCUGUUGGGUGUGGGAGCAGAAGCUUCUCGGGCGAUUUCUUCGAGAGAAUCUCGACCGGGUUCGGUGACUGUACACUCCGUAGGGUCGAGUCGCAGAGAGAAGGAAAACCUAAAAAUGGCGGCAAGAAUGGAGGAGGUGGUGGAGGAAUGAACGGCCAGGAUUACAUCAAGGAGAGAGUGAAAUGCGGAGGGUUGUUCAGUGGGUUUAUGAUAGCUGGUUCGUCAUCGUCUUCAUCAUCGUCUUCUUCGUAUUGGGUUGCUGGUAAUUCAGUUGAAGAAAACAGUAAGUCUCAAAUGGUGAAUCUUUCUCACGGGAGGAGUAAAAAUUGGGGCUGGGCUUUUGCUUCUCCGAUGAGGGCUUUUUCCAAGAAUAUUAAUAUUAAUAAUAAUUCUGGGAAAAGGGAUGCUGAUUUGAAUAGUAACAAGAAUCGAAGCCCUAAUUUGUCUGCAAUUCCUUCGUUAUUGGCUGUGAGUGGCUGAUUGAUUGAUUAAAACAGAGAUGGUAAAAAGAAGGGGUUUUUACUGUGGUUGAUGGUAAAAAGAAGGGGUUUUUACUGUGGUUAUUUAUCCUAUGUUGAAAUCACUGUGUUUGUUGCAGUUAGUUCACCAGUUUAUGAUGUUAAUGUGUUUCUUGAUUUUUAUUUAUGAAGCUUCAUUUUUGUUUUUGUGAGGUGAGUUUGAUUGGGAAGUCAUCUUUGUAUUUAAAUAUAUAUAUUAUGUGGGUAUUGAGUAUUAUGGUGAAGUAUUUGGGAAUAAAUAAAUGGAUCCAUAUGGUAUUUUUAUUUUUA
This is a messenger RNA of Erythranthe guttata (spotted monkey flower), 1773 nucleotides long. RefSeq lists its product as uncharacterized. The record is from RefSeq and is a predicted model, not a curated record. Lineage: Eukaryota; Viridiplantae; Streptophyta; Magnoliopsida; Lamiales; Phrymaceae.